Gambusia affinis (western mosquitofish) is the source of this 4619-nucleotide messenger RNA. It is a transcript of the gene igfbp3, whose product is annotated as insulin-like growth factor binding protein 3. Gene Ontology annotation, biological process: regulation of insulin-like growth factor receptor signaling pathway. The record is from RefSeq and is a predicted model, not a curated record. Gene Ontology annotation, molecular function: insulin-like growth factor II binding; fibronectin binding; insulin-like growth factor I binding. NCBI's taxonomy places the organism in Eukaryota, Metazoa, Chordata, Actinopteri, Cyprinodontiformes, Poeciliidae. Bases 120 to 971 code for a protein of 283 amino acids. Gene Ontology annotation, cellular component: extracellular region. The transcript is spliced from 4 exons.
UUUGCGCAAAAGAAAACACAGAUGGAGAAGGCCAGUCGGCUCGCUGUGUCACAGAGAGUCACCUUAAGCCCGUGUGACAACUCCCAUUCUGUCCCUUUGUGACAAGCUUAAUCACUAUAAUGCCCGGUCUCUGCGCGCUUUGUCUCGCCGUCGCGCUGGCUGCGCUCGCCCGGCUCACCGGCUCUGUGGGGCCGGUGGUCCGAUGUGAGCCGUGCGACGCCAACGCGCUGCAGCAGUGCAAACCGCUGCCGAAGGACUGCGCGGAGAGCGUGAGGGAGCCUGGCUGCGGCUGCUGCAUGACGUGCGCCCUCGGCGAAGGACAGGCUUGUGGAGUGUACACUGCGCGCUGCGGCUCCGGCUUGACCUGCAAGCAACAGCCCGGGGAGAACCGUCCUUUGCAAGCUCUGUUGGAGGGACGAGGGGUAUGCACCAGCGCAACAAAAAAACUCAUCAGCUAUCUUAAGCCGGCGCAAAAACAAGAAAAUGCAGGAAAUCAAGUGGACGAUGGCGCCAAUGUGACCUUGACCGUGACUAUCGUGCCUGCUGAGGCAACUGUGAACUGCGGGCACAGCCCAGGGUCAAUGAACACUAGGCCUCCUCUGCACAACACACUUAUCCAGAAGGCUGAAAAUAGGAAGACGCAGAGCUACAAGGUGGAACCUGUGUCAGGAGGAGUCAGUAAGGACAUGCACAACUUCUCCCUGGAGAACAAGAGGGAGACUGAGUAUGGGCCAUGCCGACGGGAAAUAGACAGCAUCAUGAACAGCCUGAAGAUCAACAACGUGCUCAACCCUAGAGGCUUCCGCCUUCCUAACUGUGACAAAAAGGGCUUCUACAAGAAAAAACAGUGUCGCCCAUCCAAAGGCAGGAACCGGGGCUUCUGUUGGUGCGUGGACAAAUACGGGCAGCCUCUCCCAGGCUACGAUGACAAGCAGGGCAAGACAAAGUGCUAUCACCUGGAGAGUAAAUGAGGGGAGGACAGAUGAGACAACCCAUGGAUGGAGAGAAAGAGGGGACGGAGAGAGAGAGGAAAACAGCACAAAAAAGUUGAAAAAAGAAAUGGAACGAAAGAAAUAAGGGAAAGGGAACGAGGACCUGUUUUUGCUCUUGCAUGUAGAUUGAUGUAAACAUUUGAAGGAACUUUGGACCUUUUGUUUUAGGUCCCAUUUCAGGGGUGGGGGGAGUACAAGGAUUAGGGAGAGGAUAGGGGGUGGAGCACAGCCUUCUGUCCUUUACAGCUAUCUGUCCUAUACUUAGGGAACCUCCAUCCUUUCUUUAAAAUAUGUAUAAAAAACAGUUAAGCUGAGACAGAAUGGGAGGAAAGAAUUAAUCCUAUCAUCUGCACUAUUUUUAAAGGGGGAGAGGAAGGAGGGACUUUCCCACUCACUUUAAAGAGGACUUGUUUAUGACUGUGACCCCGCGCCCCCCUCUAAGAAAGUCACACCAACACCAAUCUAUCAUGUGUGUGUUUGUUGUAAGUGUGUAACCGCGAGGUUUGUUUGUCUUUUAAUCCGUGAGCGCCUGCAUAACUUACGUUUUCACAGCUGCCUGUCUGUGCAAGAUGGUGUGUGAGAGCAUGCUUUCCCAAAACAGCUUCCCUUCCUUCAACCCUGCUCCAUCAAACAAUGCAGAAAAAGACAACACCUUCUGGCUCAGGGUCCAUUUAGUAGUGUAAGGUGUAUGGAAUAGCAGAGGUUUUUUUUUCUUUAGCACGUUGACCUCCUUUCUUUGCUGCCUUUUUGCUGUUUGUCACUGAUGUGCAGGGUAGAUGGAUUGAAGGCAAACUGUGCAGUUAAAGUGCCUUAAAAUCUUUAACACCUCCCCUUUCCUUCUUAAUUGCAAGAGACAAGUUAUGUUUCAAAUGUUAAGACUUGAGAAGUCUUGAGAAGACUUGAGAGCAUCCAAUGCAUGACACAUUUCUAGAUUUUUAUAAUUGUUUUAGAACAAAUAGGUAAAUAACUUCUAGCAGAGAUCCAAGGCAUUGCAUCCUCUAUUUAAACAGAUCUUGAAGAAAGGAUAUUAAAAAUACCACCCCAACUUGACUGAUGGAUGUUUGCUGAAUUGAAAAGCCGUCCAAGCUAACCUCAUAGGUUCUCAUGAGUGCAUUUAAAAGCUAGUUUGCUCACUUGAAAUUUUCUGAAACAUCAGAUUUUUUUAUGGUUUUCUAGUAAAAGCAGUGCAAUCUACUUAAAAUCUGCUUGCAUGUUUACAAAUACAACAUUAAUUUUUCUUCCCCGUGUUCUCCCAUGUUCUGUGUUCAUUCUUCUCUCUCAUCUUUCUUGCAGCUCUGAGGUUCUCUAGUCCUUAACCACAUGCCAUUGUCCUCAGCUUGUCCUCUUUCUGUGUAUAUGUAUGUGCCUGAUCCUGAUCAUGAUCUUCUUCCUGUCUUAGUGGUGCAACAUGGUGUUUGCUUGUUUCAGUUAUUUUUUUCUUUACGGGUCAAGUCAGGUGUGACCGUUUUGCUCUGCCACAGGUGCCAGCUGCCCCCUAUGCUUCAAGCACAAGCACUUAUAGCACUUUAGCUGUCCCUCUGCUACGCAGUUCUAGACAAUUGGACCUAUCUGCGUCUGCAUACCUUUCCAUUAUGGUAAUGCCAAAUUUAACAGCGUGUUAUAAGAAAACAAUAAUAUUCCAUUGAGAAAAAGAAAUGAAAGUAAAUUUAUACAAUUCAGGUCCAUUUCUGUGCAAAAGGUUUACAGCAUAUCUUUUUUUUCUUUAACUUACCGGCUGUCAGACUUUCAUGUAAUCUUUUAAAGUGUGUUUGGUCAGCAGUUCUGGUGGCUUUGUAAGACCUUUCUCAGGGCUUUUAAAAAAUGUUCUUUGAAAUUCAACUCAACUGUCCGGUCCUGUUACCUCACCAUGCCAGUAUACUUCUGCGUGGCAUUUUGGGAAAUAGGACAAGGUUAAUACUAGUACUACUAGUACUAACCUGUACUGGUUAGUUAUAACCUAUACUGUUUUAACACCAGAGUACCGUAAAAGGUAAUUAAGGAAUCUUUUGCCUUUGAUCCAUUCUUAUUAACCCGACGGACCCACCAGUGGGUCCGUCGGGUUCUACAGGUUAAACAGUUUUCAUUUUAAUAUUAGAAUUAUGAAAGUUCAGUAAAGUUACAUGAAUGCUUCCCAGCCCACAUUUGUGAUUUUAUGAAACAUAAAAUAUGCAUUUAAAAAAUUCCUAAAUUUUAGUCAUUAAUACAUAAAAUUUGCAAAAAAGAUAUUUUCUGCUCUUUUUGAAUUAAACUGAGUUUUGGUUCAAUGAAAUGGAAACUCCGUUGUUUUAGUGUCUCUGUGGACAAAGUCCAAAGAAAAUCUGUCUGAAUGCCACUCACUUUCUUUUACAGUCAACAUAACCCAGUCAUAACACUUUAACUUGCAAUAUGACUAAAUAAGCCCACAGAAAAACUUUUAGAUAAAUUUAGAAAGCAUUGAGAAAUUCAUCUAAACCACUUUAGCAACAUUGCAAGAAAGUCUUUCUGCUUGGAAGCAAACUAUGAAGUAAAGAAGGGUUGUUUAAAACUUUUGGACUGUAGUGGAACCCAGAUCUACUGGCAACAAAUAUAACAAACAACCCCAUUGGAGUUUUUUCCAUUCAGUGCAUCUAUUUUUUUCUCCUUUGUUUUUAUUGUUGAUGCUUUUGUUUCUUUGAGAAAAUGCUCGUGUGAUCGCAUGCCAACAAAUCUCCACAAGGUGGACACAGCACCAAAAAUGCAUUCACACACAUGGCAGGGGGUCUUAUAGAGGCAGUGCAGUCCUCUCUGUGGGGCUUCCUGCCCCAUGCUGUCCCACAUCCUGUGCACAGACUUGAAAUGUGGAGAGACGGCCGAAGAGAGCCUGCCCAGUAGCUCAGUAGCACCACAUCAACUUAACACACUCAGAUGGUGGCAACUUACAACCAGCCUAUUGGUGCUAAAUCCCAUCUAUUCAAAGACUUGAUUUAAGGGGAGGAACAAACAGAAAACAUUUAAGCUAUUCCCUCCCUAAUAUUUGUACGUGUGUCUUUUUAUAUAUUAUUAUUUUUAUUGUUAUUUUUAGUAAUAUUUCCUGGCCAGCUACAUGUCUGACUGGACAUCAUGUACAGUGCGUAAAAAUAAAAUUAUUUAUCUAUGAAAGAAUUAUAAGCUGAUCCAAAAUUGGUUUUCUUAUGAAGAAUUCAGUGACUCACCGAUUGCACAGCACAGUCUAUAUUAUUCAGUGUAUUUUUGGGGACUAUAAUCACUAAUGAAUGUUUUCUUCUUAAAGAACCAUUUCCUUCUGUUGCUAACCUCCACUCCCUCUCAGUCUGGCAUUCAGGCCAUCCAUGUUCACCAGCCCUUAAGGACAGUGAACCUCUCACAACAUCACUUCCCUCCAUGCACACCCAGCCAUCCUGCCUCCGCCAGUCAGCGCAGAACCAGGGUCACAUUUCUGUUAUGUCACAUUUUAUUCAGUUUUCAAACCAGCUUCUUAAAGCUGAAGCUCUCUCUGUUCACGGGUAUUGUAAUGUUUUAUUCAAGCUUCUCGUGGUACAAGCUACAAAUCACAAAGCUAUUUUUUUUCCAAGAGAGGAAAUGAUUUUGAAUCAGGAUAUACUUUGUAUUUAAUGUCAUUUUUUAAAUAAAAAAAUGAACACAUUUUAAUAA